Messenger RNA from Ostreococcus lucimarinus CCE9901, 360 nucleotides. RefSeq lists its product with no specific name. The transcript has a single exon. The record is from RefSeq and is a predicted model, not a curated record. The annotation marks the transcript as partial. NCBI's taxonomy places the organism in Eukaryota, Viridiplantae, Chlorophyta, Mamiellophyceae, Mamiellales, Bathycoccaceae.
GUGUUGAUGUGUCUUGGCGCUCGAGCGCCCGGCGUCCGGGCGAGGGGGUCGCCGUCGGUCGCGGCGACGCUCACGGCUCGGUCGUGUCUCCACCUUCCUCCUGGCCCGCGGCGCCGGAUAUCUUUUCCCGAUAGAAUUCGAGCUUUGCUAUCGUUGGAUCGACCAAUGUGGCGCGGAUCUCACGAAUUGCCCCGCUCAACGUCUUCGGACGCUCGCUCAACGGUGGCGUGCGGCGACCGCGCCGACGCCGCUUUGGAUUUUUCACGGCGUGAACGAGAUGUUCCUUUGCACCGCUUCGCUCGCUCAUCGCACGAUCCACCUCGAGGGGUGUGGACUCCGUUAAGACCUCUUCGCCUUUAA